AUGGUGGAAAACUACACUGCUGACGCAGAGAACUUACUACUGACAACUGAGUUUGACUAUGAUGAUGCCAUCCCAUGCCUGAACACUGAAGAAAAGAACUUUGCAGCAAAAUUUUUGCCACCACUUUACUCCUUGGUGGUGAUAUUCGGCCUCCUGGGCAACAUGCUUGUUGUCCUUAUUCUGGUGAAAUACAAGCGACUGAAGAGUAUGACUGACAUCUACCUGCUCAAUUUGGCCAUUUCUGAUCUGCUCUUUAUAUUUUCCCUCCCGUUUUGGGCUUACUACGCUGCCCAGGAGUGGAUUUUUGGCGACGCGCUCUGCAAGAUUCUCUCAGGCGCCUACCUCCUCGGCUUCUACAGCGGCAUCUUUUUCAUAAUCCUCCUGACCAUAGACAGGUACCUGGCCAUAGUGCAUGCAGUGUUUGCUCUGAAAGCCAGAACAGUCACCUAUGGCAUCCUCGCCAGCACUGUCACUUGGGUUAUUGCUCUUUUAGUCUCCCUCCCUGGCGUCUUUUUUCACAAAACUCAAAAAGAAAAUUCACGUUUUACUUGCAGCCCUCAUUAUCCCACAGCUAAUGCCAUAAAUUGGAAGUACUGCCAUACUUUAAUGAUGAACAUCCUGGGGCUUAUUCUCCCCAUGAUCAUUAUGAUUUUCAGUUACUCUCGAAUUCUAAAAACAUUACUGAGAUGCAGGAAUGAGAAAAAGGCCAAAGCAGUCAGACUUAUUUUUGUGAUCAUGGUUUUCUACUUUGUCUUCUGGACACCAUUUAAUAUUGCCUCUUUUUUGUAUACCUUUCAAACUUCAUUAUCCCUCAAUAAUUGUGCUGCCAGUGGUCAACUGGGGAAAGCAAUCCAAGUGACAGAAACAAUUUCAAUGAUACACUGUUGUAUCAACCCAGUGAUCUAUGCAUUUGUUGGAGAGAAAUUUAGGAAAUAUCUUUAUGUCUUUUUCCGAAAGCAUGUUGCAGCUCACCUCUGCAAAAAGUGUCCUGCUCUUUAUCGUGAAAAAUUAGAAAGAGCUAGUUCCACAUUCACACCAUCCACUGCAGAGCAUGACAUCUCAACUGGACUGUAAGAAACACAUUGAAAUGUCAGGUAGUAAACUUUGCAUCACCUUCUUUGCCUUAAGGACUGCAUGAACUUAUUAUU
Tinamus guttatus (white-throated tinamou) is the source of this 1148-nucleotide messenger RNA. Its product is annotated as C-C chemokine receptor type 5. NCBI's taxonomy places the organism in Eukaryota, Metazoa, Chordata, Aves, Tinamiformes, Tinamidae. Gene Ontology annotation, molecular function: C-C chemokine receptor activity; C-C chemokine binding. Gene Ontology annotation, biological process: immune response; calcium-mediated signaling; positive regulation of monocyte chemotaxis. Gene Ontology annotation, cellular component: membrane; cytoplasm; external side of plasma membrane. The record is from RefSeq and is a predicted model, not a curated record.